Molecule: messenger RNA, 1873 nt
Organism: Amoebophrya sp. A120
Lineage: Eukaryota; Dinophyceae; Syndiniales; Amoebophryaceae
Source: the annotation of a GenBank genome assembly
AUGGCUUCUUUCGACAACUCGACCAUCCGCAAGCUCGGGGUAAUCGCCGACAUUCAGUAUGCGGACGUGGAGGAUGGCAGUGAUUUUGCCAAAACCGAGACGCGGUAUUACCGCAACGCGCUGGACGUGAGCAGGAGAACGGAUUUUUCUUCUUGCCACGCGAUCAUCCAGCUUGGCGACAUUAUCGACGGAAAGGCAGUGGACCACACGGAAACAGCAACAAAACGCGUCAUAGACGCGCUGGACGCUGGGUUUACGAGUUCAAUUCCACCAGAAAACAACAAUGACGAAGAUAAGAGGAAGCAGGACGACGUUGCAAGUAGAACCACUAAUAAUCUGAAACGUCCCUACCGUUUUGACAUCGUUGGCAACCACGAGCUCUACUGCGGGUCCCGUUCCUGGUGGCGGGAGAAUGUCUGGCAUCAUGGGGCGGACACUAACACGCCCGACGCAGCGCACGGCUCACUCUACUACAGCUGUGAAGUUGCGGACAGAAAAUGGCGGUUAAUCAUGCUGGACAGCUACGUCGUUUCGAGUCUCGGCUACGGCGACGUGCACAAGACUAGUACCACCAACGAAAUAAAUUCCCCACCAACGCACCCGAAGCUGUUGGAGGCCAAAGAGUUGCUGCGAAGGGAAAACCCGAUGAUGGUGGAGGCACUGGAGCACCCGGAGAAGAAGAUCGACUACUUUAAGGGCGUCCCUCUGGAAAAGCAGCGGUUUUGCCUGUACAACGGCGCGUUUGGGGCAACGCAGCUGCAGUGGCUGGAGGCGGAAUUGGGAAAAGCGAGGGAAAACCAGCAGUUCGUCGUCGUAUUCUAUUGAGAGGAAAAAUCCCCCCUCCCCAUAUCGAAAAGGUAUGUUUCCAAAAAUUUGUGUUGCGGAUUUGAGGUCACAAAUCGCCUCGUCUGUCUUGCAAGAAGGCAAGCCCAAAGAAUACGCCGCCUUAUGGAGGCGAUUUGUAAUGCUGUUUCACCUACAUGGCAGGCCUCUCUUAUGCCAAGCGCCUACAACAAAACACCCCUACGCAGGCUGAGGCUUUGCCUGUAGUGCCUCGCUGCAAGACAGGGCUGAUUUGUGUACACAAAUCCAGCAACAGAGGUUUCCGUUUCAAUAUGGGGAGGGGGGAUUUUUCAUUUUGAUAUAUUCACGCACGUGCCCAUCAUGCACAACCCGGACCGGAAAGACGGCGGCUGGCGCACCCUGGCCUGGGACAGCGACAGGGCCAGGCAAAUUUUAGCCGGAUUCAAGCAAAUCGUGGUGGCCGUCUAUGGCGGACAUCGUAUGAACUGCAAAAGUAUCGUACUCGUAUAAAUGCAUUACAAAUUUACUCAGCGUGAGAGCUGGAAUUUGUCAUGCUGUUUUACCUUAAGGACAUAUGCAUAAAAGCAAUUAGUACAAGUACGAUACUUUUGCACAGGAUACAUCGCCAUCGGUACCAACAUUUGCCGGACGAAGCGACCGGAAUUCAGCACGUUGUCGUGGCUAGUCCGAUGUUGCAGACGCCCGCAGACGACAUGCAGUGCUCCCUGGUUUUGGAAUUUCGGGACAACGGCCGGAUUACGCAAACCGCGCCAGCAGGCUGUACAAGCAUGCCUGCAUCCCUGGAAAUUGCCAAUCCGCACGUUUCUCUGUAAUUGUACCUAUUAUGUAAUAUACGAGGAAAACGAAUAAAAGCUGUGUGUCUAGACGAGAAGUUUCCACAAUGAUCGAAAAUAGAUACCGAUGUCAAGCAAAUGUACAAAGCGACCGAUGCUCUUCGGGGCAGCAGAACACACCGGCUCUCCCACACCCACUACGCCUGCAGAUACAAUAUUCACACGUCGUUCUUCAUGGUCUUGCACUUGCUUCAAAGAUCGAUUGCGGGAGUGCG